Molecule: messenger RNA, 1596 nt
Organism: Eutrema salsugineum
Lineage: Eukaryota; Viridiplantae; Streptophyta; Magnoliopsida; Brassicales; Brassicaceae
Product: UDP-glucose 4-epimerase 4
Exons: 9
Coding region: 216-1262 (348 amino acids)
Biological process (GO): rRNA processing; galactose metabolic process
Cellular component (GO): cytosol
Molecular function (GO): UDP-glucose 4-epimerase activity; RNA binding
Source: RefSeq, a predicted model, not a curated record
AGUUGCUUAGCACGCAAAGUGUCUUUCUCCAGAAAAUGGGGGUGACAUUAAUUAUGGUAAAAGAAAGAAAGAGGGAAAAACUGAAAAAGGCACGUGUCCUCUCUGUUGUUCAUUCCUCUUUUUAUUCAUCAAACGAAACGAACAAAGAGGAGAAGCUUCUCUUUUGAUUCUUUUCCUUUCUUUCUCUCUCUCUCUUCAUCGCCUCUUGGAGCUCGAUGGUUAGUAAUAUUCUGGUGACCGGCGGUGCUGGUUACAUCGGAAGUCACGCGGUGCUUCAGCUUCUUCUCCGUGGCUACACCACCGUCGUUAUCGACAAUCUCGACAACUCCUCUCUCGUUUCGAUCCAACGCGUCAAGGAACUCGCCGGAGAUCAUGGACAAAAUCUCACAUUCCACCAGGUGGACGUUCGCGAUAAACCCGCGCUUGAGAAGGUUUUCUCCGAGUCAAAGUUUGAUGCAGUAAUGCAUUUUGCUGGACUGAAAGCAGUCGGGGAGAGCGUGGCUAAACCGCUUCUGUAUUAUAACAAUAACUUGAUUGGGACUAUUACACUUUUGGAAGUAAUGGCCGCACACGGAUGUAAAAAACUUGUAUUUUCUUCUUCGGCUACUGUGUAUGGCUGGCCAAAGGAGGUUCCUUGUACAGAAGAGUCCCCCUUGUCUGGAAUGAGUCCUUACGGAAGAACAAAGCUGUUCAUUGAGGACAUUUGCCGUGAUGUACAACGUGGUGAUCCUGAAUGGAGAAUCAUAAUGCUGAGAUACUUUAACCCUGUGGGAGCUCACCCUAGCGGUCGCAUCGGUGAGGAUCCUUGUGGAACUCCAAAUAAUCUCAUGCCUUAUGUCCAGCAAGUCGUUGUUGGGAGGCUGCCUAACCUCAAAGUUUAUGGAACCGACUAUACCACUAAAGAUGGCACCGGGGUACGAGACUAUAUUCAUGUUGUUGAUCUAGCAGAUGGCCAUAUAUCUGCGCUUCAAAAGCUAGAUGAUUCUGAAAUAGGUUGCGAAGUAUACAAUCUAGGAACCGGGAAAGGAACAACGGUGUUGGAGAUGGUGGAUGCAUUUGAAAAUGCUUCUGGAAUGAAAAUUCCACUGGUGAAGGUUGGAAGGAGACCAGGUGAUGCAGAGACCGUCUACGCGUCAACCGAUAAGGCUGAACGUGAACUAAACUGGAAGGCAAAAUUUGGAAUCGAAGAAAUGUGUAGGGAUCAAUGGAACUGGGCAAGCAAUAAUCCUUUCGGUUACGGUUCUUCACCAGAUUCAACAUAACAAAAGCUAAAUCCCAACCACACUCCAUUACAUUUCUUGGUCUCUAUGGUUCACCUCUCAGCUUCAUCAUACUCAUACUCAGCUCUAAGCUUUGAAGCCAAAAACACAGUGAGGAAGCUACUUACUUCUCUAUUCCAUAUAUUAUUUGCGUUCUCCUUUUGUAAUUUAUAUUUACAUAUAUAUUACACGAAUAGGCUUAACUUCAGUGGAUUCUUUUGUUUAUUGGAUUUGUAUCAUCUUUUCUUAGGAAAUUCUUUCUUCUUUUUAUGUUAUUUAUUUAUGGAUUAUAUUUGUAUUAAGUAGAAAUUGGAAUUCAGUUUUUUUUUUUGUUGUU